Sitophilus oryzae (rice weevil) is the source of this 2596-nucleotide messenger RNA. RefSeq names its product GTP-binding protein 1 (gene GTPBP1). Gene Ontology annotation, molecular function: GTP binding; translation elongation factor activity; GTPase activity. Gene Ontology annotation, biological process: translational elongation. The record is from RefSeq and is a predicted model, not a curated record. The transcript is spliced from 12 exons. NCBI's taxonomy places the organism in Eukaryota, Metazoa, Arthropoda, Insecta, Coleoptera, Curculionidae. Bases 432 to 2456 code for a protein of 674 amino acids.
AUACCUAAAUAUUGCUGAAAACUAAGUACAAUUGGUUUAAUCGGUAGUCUAUAAUUGUAUACAUUCUACUUGUCCUUUCCAAUGGAGAAAAUAUAUAUUUCUCUGUCAGCUAGAUUAUUCCAUAUGUAGCUUUAAAUUUGCAUAAUUAAAAUAUAUAAAUAUUCGGAGGAUUAUUAUAAUUAAGAAACAAAUAUACAUUACUUUUGUGUUAUAUUUUUGAGAGUAUAAUAGACGUGACGACCAAUUCUUGUAAAAGAGAUUUUUAAUGUAUUUCCAUAAUUUAGGAAUGCCAUCAAGAAAAGUAAAGUGCUUUACUUCUGCAAUUAAAGUUUUAAUGUCGAUGCUAACGUUCAUGCGAGCAACGUAAAAAAUUAUUUGGCGAAAUUAAAUCAAAGCAUUGUAAAUCAGGAGUAACAAAGCAAAUAAUAAAUAUGACCGAUCCUAAAGAAUCUCAGAGAGAAUCUCUGAGUUCCUUUGUUGAAAAGAACAUUGCAAGGUGUAGUGAAUAUGACAAAAUUUUAGGACGAAAUGUCCUUGUUGCGCCAUCCGAAGAACAAUACGUUUUGCUUCUUAAAAGGCUCAAGCAGCAGUUAGGGGAAGGCAGGGGAGAAGUCAUCCUUGAGAUAGGAGCAUCAGAAGAUGGCAGCGAAAACGGACUACUAGAUGAUGAAUUAGAAGCUGCUGUAGCCACUCUUCAAUCUUUAGCACAAACUCUGGAGUGCAGUUGUGUUAAGCUAAGAGAACGCAAAGAAAUUAGAGGUGUUGUUGUUCAGUAUUUAAUAAGGAAGGUUUUGGAUCAGAGUGAUUUCUUGGAAAUCCGGGUAGCUGUGGUUGGAAAUGUAGAUGCGGGAAAAUCCACCUUAUUAGGUGUUCUAACUCAUGGAGAAUUGGACAAUGGAAGAGGAACAGCCAGACAGAAACUCUUUCGUCACAAACAUGAAAUGGAGUCUGGAAGAACUAGUUCUGUUGGAAAUGACAUAUUGGGAUUUGAUGGGGAAGGUAACAAACAUUUCCUCAAAAUAUUUGUAUUUUUUAUAUCUUUCUUGUUUUUUUCAGGAAACGUGGUUAAUAAGCCUGAACAUGGUUCUCUGGAUUGGGUAAAGAUAUGUGAGAGAAGUUCCAAAGUAAUUACAUUUAUUGACUUGGCAGGACAUGAAAGAUAUUUGAAAACAACAGUAUUUGGAAUGACUGGUCAUGCGCCUGACUUUGGCAUGCUCAUGGUUGGUGCAAAUGCUGGAAUUAUUGGCAUGACCAAAGAACAUCUAGGUUUAGCAUUAGCUUUGUCGGUUCCAGUUUUUGUAGUUGUCACCAAAAUUGAUAUGUGUCCAGUAAAUGUUCUGCAAGACAACUUGAAAAUGUUGGUGAGAAUUCUUAAAUCACCAGGCUGCAGAAAAGUUCCAGUCAUGAUUAAAUCAGCAGAUGAUGUUGUGAUGAGUGCAACAAAUUUUGUUUCAGAAAGAUUAUGUCCUAUAUUUCAAGUUUCUAAUGUAACUGGUGAAAAUUUGGAUUUGCUAAAAACCUUCUUCAAUUUGUUAACGACAAAAAUGGAAUAUCACGAAAAUGAACCUGCUGAAUUUCAAAUUGACGAUACAUACUCAGUGCCGGGAGUAGGAACUGUCGUUUCAGGAACUACUUUGAAGGGAGUAAUAAAACUUAAUGACACCUUAAUGUUAGGACCAGACCCAUUGGGAUAUUUUACCCCCAUUGCUGUGAAAAGUAUACAUAGAAAAAGAAUGGCCGUUAAAGAAGUAAGAGCAGGACAAACCGCUAGCUUCGCAUUAAAAAAGAUCAAGAGAUCCCAAAUAAGAAAAGGGAUGGUUAUGGUUUCUCCAUCGUUAAAUCCACAAGCCUGUUGGGAGUUUGAGGGUGAAAUAUUAGUUUUACAUCAUCCGACAACAAUAAGUUCUAGAUACCAAGCAAUGGUUCACUGUGGAAGUAUUAGACAAACAGCAAGUAUUAUCUCAAUGUCCAAAGAUUGUCUCCGAACAGGAGAUAAAGCUCUUAUUCACUUUCGGUUCAUUAAACAUCCGGAAUAUAUGACACCUGGCCAACGAAUGGUUUUUAGAGAAGGUAGAACUAAAGCUGUUGGCAAUGUGGUAAGGAUUAUAACACAGGCCUCACCGACACAUCAAGGAUUGAAGACCAAACAGAAUAAACAGCAGAGAUAUGGCCAGGGUCAACAGAAAGCUAAUAAAGAAGUAGUACAAAAAAGUAGAGAGGAAAAUAGUGAAAAAAUACAAAUUGAAGAGAAAGAAAAUUAUUUACAAGAGUUUUCAGAAGUUGGAUCAUCACAAACUGAAAAUACCUUUGAGGGCAACUCUGACAAACGUGAAACAGUUCAACAAGGGUAUAAAAAGGGUAGAGGUCGACGUGGAGGAAGGGGAAAAAAUAAGAGCUCUUUGGAUAGUAAUAGUACAACUCCAGUGCAUAUAUCAAACCGUACUAAAGUACAAUAAACAUGUUGCAAUAGCGUUUUCAAGAGUAAAAUGUGUAGUUACUUUAAAACUAUUUUUCUUUUUUAUAUUUAUUUUAAAUAAACCCAGUUAAAAAUAAUAAUAUUAGGUUUAAAUAAAAAUAAAUAGUGUAUAAUAUUGUA